CGGGGUCAGCGCUGCGGGUGAUAUUGGCCGCUAAGCGAAGAUGCUGCUGGACCUGUCGGAGGAGCACAAGGAGCACCUGGCAUUCCUGCCGCAAGUGGACAGCUCGGUGGUCGCCGAGUUUGGUCGGAUUGCGGUGGAGUUCCUGAGGCGAGGCUCGAACCCUAAGAUUUACGACGGCGCCGCCAGAAAACUCAAUGUGAGUCGGGACACUGUCCAGCAUGGGGUGGAAGGAUUAACCUACCUCCUCACUGAAAGCUCAAAGCUCAUGAUUUCUGAACUGGAUUUCCAAGACUCUAUUUUUGUCCUGGGAUUCUCUGAAGAAUUGAACAAAUUGUUGCUUCAGCUGUAUCUGGACAACAGAAAGGAGAUCAGAACUAUUCUUAGUGAACUGGCACCAGAUUUCCCCAGUUACCACAGCCUUGAAUGGCGAUUAGAUGUACAGCUUGCAAGCAGAAGCCUCAGGCAACAGAUAAAACCAUCAGUGACUAUAAAGCUACACCUUAACCAGAAUGGGGAUCGAAACACUCAAGUUCUACAGACAGACCCAGCCACCCUGCUCCAUUUGGUUCAGCAGUUGGAACAAGCAUUGGAGGAGAUGAAAACAAACCACUGCAGGAGAGUUGUGCGCAAUAUCAAGUAGUCCCAGUUUUAAGAUUAAUUCCCUUUGAAGUGCUUGUGAAUUAAUAAUAUGCAGCAGUUACUUUUUAAAACUUUUUUUAUUAAUUGAUGGUGAUAACUACAUACAGAUUCUAUGACAGUUCUUUUCCUAUGACAAGAUGUGAGGUCAUGUUCAAAGGCUAACAUAAAGUUCCUUUCCUGGUGCUAAAUGUGGUCACCUUGACAAAUUAACAUGCAUUUUAUAUUUUAAAUGUGUAAAUAAGAUUGAAUCAAUGGAAAAUGAAUCUCUAGUGUUCAUAUUAUCUGUAUAUAUGAAUGACUAUUAUUUCUUUAGUACUUCUUUUGACUGCUUAACUUUGUUAUUUUCCUCCUUAUUGACCAAAAUGUGAAAAUAAAAUUCACAGUAUAAUACUCUUACCAUUCUGAAUGUUUCUAGACAAUUUAAUGUUUUUGACCUUCGAAAGCAACCCAUGGAUGCUAAUAGCCACAGGAUAGUUGGAAAUAAAUAUAACAUUUUUAAAGUACUAUAUUUUUUGGACAGCUCCUGCAUUUUUCUUGGUGUGCAAAGAUAAGUACUUGCCACGUUGCUUAAGUUUGCAUUGAUGUGGCUAAUCAGCUUGAAUAUUUUUUUUAAAUAUUUUAUUUAUUUAUCUUUAGAGGGGAAGGGAAGGAGAGAGGGAGAGAAGCAUCAAUGUAUGGUUGCCUUUCGUGCAUCCCCUGCUGGGAACUGGCCUGCAGGGAACUGGUGUGCAACCCAGGCAUGUGCCCUGACUGGGAAUCGAACCGCGAUUGUCUGGUUCGCAGGCCCGUGCUCAAUCCACUGAGCUACACCAGCCAGGGCUUGAAUAUUUAGUAUUCAAAUUUUUGUGAUCAUAUAUUGCACUUUAUCGAGGACUGUAUUCCCCCCUAGUACCCAAAGGAUCUAAGAAACAUGCUGUCGGUUGCAUUUAUAAACAAUGCAUGCAGGAGUAGUAUAAUAGAUUCUUAAUUAUGUGGAUAAAAAUGACAGUCACUUUUUAUAUUUUUUGUUUGAAUAAAGUAUAAAGAGGAAAAGGGAGAUCAUGUUUACUACAUUUGAGACAAAUGUCCCUUCUUCCUUACAAACUGAGUUUUUUGUUUUGAUUUAGUUGUUUUAGUAGGCGACUAUGAGCUAUUGGCCCGAAAAACUCAGGUGCUGAUAUGUCAGGUCGGCAUGAUCAAGUGCAGUGACACAGGGAGACUUAAGGAGAAAAGUAGGCUCAUGGAGAAAAGUCAUAUGGAAGAGUAGAAAUGGGGAUUCAGUCUUAAACAUAGGUCCUUAUUCCAAGAGUCUCAUCCCAGUGGGGCGACUUAGGAAGGCCUGUUGAACCAUCAGACUCUAAGCUGCACUCUAGGCUCUAUCAGUGCUUUGCCUCCUGAGAAAUAGGUUUUCAGGUCAGAGUGACAUCAUGUUCCUUCUUUUUCUUACAAGCUAGACCCAUCAGGAAAAUUGAAAGAAAAGCACAGUUGAAAUUGCUACCCAUCAGCCCCCUGCAGGCAUGUGGGUCACUGUUUUCCCAAAGGUGUAUGUUCUACAGUUGCAAAAUACCUAUAUCAGAUAGCAAACUAUAAUCAGAAACAAUUUUUAAUUACAGUCAUAACUUGAUUGAUGAAGCUUUGUUGUUAACAAUCUGACAAAAGGAAACCUUAUAUAUUACAUGAAAUAGUAGCAUAUGUCAUCCAGUUUUAAAGCAGUAUACCUGCCAAGCUUAGAUGAUAAAAAUAGCUCUGUGAAGCUUCUUAUUUGUCCAUAUUUGGUGGAAGAUAAGCAGCACUGACGCCAGGGCAACCCUUCUUCCACUUUAUAUACACUGUUCUUACUCCAAUCAAAGUAAGAAAGCAUGUGUCAGUCUUUCAUGUAUCACGCCGUCCUGGCCUCUCUCCCAUUAUUUCUGAUGUGUUGCUUUCUCCACCUUUGUGGGCCAGAGUAAGUUGGGAGCAGUCUCCUGACACCUUUUUGAACCUGGGCUCACUUUUUAGUACAGGAUAGAGAGUAAGCCUCUUUUCUUGUGUAAACAUUCCAACCCUUAUGGACAACUCUGCCUUGUUGGGUCUAUGGCAUAUUUGAUUUUGUGUGUGUGGCUUGUUUAUGAACAUAUUUUCUGCAGAUGCAGUCACUGUUCCACCUUCCUGUAUGAUUAAGUUUCUUGACUCUGGGUAAUAUGCCUUUUUAUCUAUUACUAUCUAAAUUCUUAUUAAAACAUUUGGAUUAUUAGUAAGCUGAUUUUUCAGGACUGACUGAUCCAUGUUUAGACUUAACUAUCAUAUCUUUCAUGUCUCAAACCCAGAUCAGAACUGUGAAUAGGAAAUAAUAUAGUAUCACAAAAUCAACAUACACUUCACCUGCUGGAAGUCUCUGUGUUUCACAAGAUGUCAGUGAGCUUGUCUGUUACCGAUGUUUUCGAGCUUAUACAAAUUUAAAGCAGCGAUUGGAAAGGUGGUGGAGAAAUGCUAAGACGGAAAUAUAUCUUCUUUGAAAACUGAAAGAUAAGAACCUGACAGGAAAGUUUGAAAAAUCAUUAAGUGUGUAUAAAGGAUGCAUGUAUGGGGGCUCUUAAUCCUAUGAAAAAAUUAAGAGGCCAGUCUUUGGAGCUGAAUAAAAGAGUUUGAAUUUA
Artibeus jamaicensis (Jamaican fruit-eating bat) is the source of this 3251-nucleotide messenger RNA. It is a transcript of the gene COMMD2, whose product is annotated as COMM domain containing 2. The transcript is spliced from 5 exons. Lineage: Eukaryota; Metazoa; Chordata; Mammalia; Chiroptera; Phyllostomidae. The coding region runs from base 41 to 640 and encodes 199 amino acids. The record is from RefSeq and is a predicted model, not a curated record.